This is a messenger RNA of Cydia pomonella (codling moth), 4139 nucleotides long. RefSeq names its product zinc finger protein OZF-like. The transcript has 5 exons. Gene Ontology annotation, cellular component: nucleus. Bases 564 to 2189 code for a protein of 541 amino acids. NCBI's taxonomy places the organism in Eukaryota, Metazoa, Arthropoda, Insecta, Lepidoptera, Tortricidae. The record is from RefSeq and is a predicted model, not a curated record.
GAUAUUAGAAGUCAGCCAUUUUGCCAUGUUUGCCGAUUUUCAAUGACUGACUGCGCUGUAGGAAUCGCUCGCCGAUAUCCAAACUUCCAAUGAGAAAUCAAUAUGCAGUCGCUAUCUUUAUUUUGCAAAAGUAGAUUUUAAAGUGUGUAUUGGGUAUUAGCGAAAUUAGUUGUGUCUGGGAUCCAAAUAGCACAGUGUUUUAUAAGUUGAACAAUGGAGGAGUUACAUUCGUGUAGCUGUUGCCUGGUGCGGCCUCCGGAGAAGGGGCUUAAAACGUUGUAUAAACAUCUCGGCAAAACAGAAAUAUAUUACGACAUGCUAAAAGAUUGCUUCGACAUACAUCUAGGAAUAGGGAAUGAGGAGUGUGGGAUCUGCGAGGUGUGUGUGGGCGGCUGAGGGAUGCAAGUGACUUCAAGCUGCAAGUGAAGCACAGCCAGGCAGAAUUGCAGGCACGGCUCAAGGGAGUAAUCACUGCCAGUGACAAGUUCAAAAUCAAGUUAGAAAAAGCUGCUGGAGAUGAAAAAAUCGUAGGCGACAUCAAGCUAGAGAAGUCCGAGGUGGAGAUGGCCGAUGGUGAGGUUGUAUCAGUGGCCAUAUACGGCGGAGCACCAGGGCCUUCAGCGGAACCCACGUCUAAUGCGUCAAAGCGCGGCACUUCUCCGGCGGAGGAGGCAGACACCAACCUCGACCAAUCUGAUUCCGAUCCAGCACCGGCUCCCAGCCGCGGCCGCGGUAAAGUACACACCUGCGACAUAUGCCAAAAAACAUUCAAGAACCCCAAUGCAAAAACCAGACUCAUGAUCCAUCGCCGCUCCCACACUGGGGAGAAGCCUUACGCGUGCAAUGUAUGCGAUAAAAGAUUCAUACAAAAAAGCCACUUAAAUACACAUUACGCACACCACAUGGGAAAGUUCAAAUUCUCCUGCGAAGUAUGCGACAGGCGAUUUGUACAAAAAAAUGAAUUCGUUAUACAUAUGCGGAUACACACAGGUGCAAAACCGUUUUCGUGUGAUAUGUGCAACAAAAAAUAUAGACAAAAAAGUCACUUAACUGUUCAUAAAAAGACACAUUUGAAGUUUGAUCAUAGUCAGGUAGAACCAGGAGAAAUAACAGUAUGCAAAAAAGAGUGUACAGAUGAAACUAAAGAUCAAGUAUCCUUAGACCAGCAAAUAUUCACUUGUGAUAUAUGCAGAAAACAAUUUGCAGAAGAAAGCACUUUUAACGCUCAUAAAAAUAAUCAUUCCGGUGAUUACCCAUUCACUUGUGAUGUUUGUGAAAGGAAAUUUAACACGCAGUUUGCGUUGAAAAAUCAUAAAUUUGAUCACACUGGAGGAAAACCUUUCAAGUGUGAAAAAUGCAAUAAAAGGUAUACAUCAAAAUGUGCUUUAAAACUCCAUUCGAAACUUCAUGAUGAGGAUUAUAAGUACGCGUGUGUCGUAUGUAAUAAACGAUUCAUAAAGAAAGACGCUUUGAGUAUACACCUGCGCGUACACACGGGAGAAAAGCCUUAUAACUGUGAGAUAUGUCAAAUGAACUUUCGCUAUAGAUGUAGUUUAAAGAGACAUCUAUUAGUCCAACACAACCAAGUUAUGGACAAACAGUUCUGUUGCGACAUUUGUGGGAAGCGUUUUGCGCUACAGGGAACUUUAGCUAAACAUAUGGAUAGACAUGCCGAGAAAGAAAUGGAAGAUAAAGCGUUAAGGGAAGGGAGAAAGGAGUAUAUGUGUGAAAUAUGUAGCAAACGAUUUUCAACUAAAGGUAUCUUAAGAAAUCACAGUAUAACACACUCUGAUGAAAAACCUUUUGAGUGUGAAACUUGUCAUAAGAAAUUCCGGAAGAAGCGAAAUUUGCAGGACCACAUGAUGGUACACGAAGACUUUAAACAACACGCGUGCGAAGUGUGCGGCCAGCAAUUUAGGCAUAAAUCUGCUUUGACAGUUCAUGUUCGAAGAGUUCACUCAACUAUCAAGCCACAUGCUUGCGAUGUUUGUAAAAAGGCUUUUCCAGUUCUUGCUGCAUUGAAAGAACACUAUCGUGUUCACACUGGGGAGAGACCAUAUGCUUGCGAAAUAUGCUACAAGAAAUUUCAGCGCCAUAGUGGAGUUAAGAAACAUCUUAUAAGCGUUCACCAUGAGAAACCUACGAGAUUUAUUAAAUUAAAAAACAUGAAUAGUUAUAAUUAUAACUAAUUUAAUAAGGUGUUCGCAGUAGCAGUAAAGUUAGUGGUGAUGACAUUGAAAAUAUCCAGGCUAUGCAGUAUAUACGAUUAGAAGUAUUACAACAAAUUGAAUUAUUUUCAGAAAAUAUUUUAAUUUGUUUUUAUUUCAAGUAGAAACACUACUAUAUAAAUUAUAAACUGAAGUAAAUGUCAUAUACAAUGACUCUCGCUAGCUCGGUAUCACCCGAGUUGAUCCAGUUAGUAGGUUGAACCAUACUGUUCUAUCUUAGAGAUGGCUAGGGAGCGCCGUAAGCCUUCCGUAAGAAAUGCAUAUAUUUAGAAAAAUUCGACCUAUGCGCCGUGACCCCGGAGGCCGAAGGCUCGGGCACGGUUCGAUUCCUGCCUGGAGCACUGGAGACCUAGGUCACUUUUUCUUAGUAUAUGACAUUUAUUUCAGUUUAUGUCAUAAAGAACGCUUACUUAAGUAAUCGUAGGCGAUACAUAGAAUUAAUGAAAACAGUAAAUAAUGAAAUAUUUUAAUAAAAUAAAAACCAUUUUAUUUUAAACAUUCAGAUAUACCGCGACACUUCACCAGGUUUACAAAAUUACAAAAUAAGCUGGUGCAGACCAUCUCUUCAAAACUAAAACAACAUUCCAAUACAUAUAAUAUUUCAAUUCUUCAUGUACUGUCUGCUUAAUCUAUGUGUAAUUUUCUUAUACCUCUAAUUAUUUCAUGCACUACCAGUUUUAAAAACUUUCUGCUCUUUAUCUUGCAGCUACCUUUAUUUACAUUGUAAGUCUGUUUUCUUUGUGGUGUAAUAAAGAAUAUAUCCUUACAUUCAAAAAGUUAUUUUAUGAAGUUUUAAAUAAAAAUUAGUGCCUAAUUUACCAAAAUACACGCGCAGAGUGCACCAAGUGCAAGCAUGAGGUCAGAAAUAUCAAAUAAAGUGACAGAAGCAAAACUUGAUAAAGUUCAAAAUAAUGUUUAUAAAGGCAAUUUGUUUUUUAAAGUUGGUUGGUGGCAAAGUUAGCUUAGACGGACUAGGUAAUAAGAUAAGAUACAUUUGAUGUGCAAUAAUACUUUUAAAUAGGUUUCAAUCGCUGUCACUGGAGAAGUAGCUUCACCGCUCACAAUUUACACCACUUUUUUUUCUGUACAUAGUGGCCCAAAAAUAUGUCGAAUUUUUUCUCCUGCGACAUAUUGUUGAUCAUUUUCACAAACGUUUGUGUGUUAAGCCAAAAGAGUUUAGUUUAAAGAUAUACGUUUUUUUAAUGGUUGUAGUUUUAAUCAGAUUUUGUUGAAAAAUGUGUAAGUACUUAUUAUUCCUAAAAACACUUUGUCAAUGUAUUUUUGGGCCUUUCUGUAGCUAUUAUGUGUGUUGGCUGUAAGGGGCCUGCAUUUGUCCUUAAACUUUAAAAAACUGUAUACUUAAAGGCGUACCCUUUGCGCUUGUGAAGACACUGCUAACUGGUUGCCGGUUGGUAACACGUAGCAAUGUUAAUCGAACGUUAAUUAGAAUUGACCAUUAAGCAUUACAAAUAUAACCGUAAACCGUGACGGACGGUUACAGUGUACGGUUCAAUUUGUAAUGGUUAUCAACACUGAUACGUAGUAUUGGGACCGUGCGAAGUGCAUGGUGGGGGUAAGUAAAGCGAUCCCAGCGCAUAAGGUGGUAAAAAUUAGAACUAACUGCGAAUAGCGUCUUUAACAUUUCGUACAAGUUAUAUGGCUCGAAAUGAAACUUUAAUUUACGAUUUCUCCUGAAAUAUUCAUUUAAAUUGUAUGGUGUAAGGGGCCAUUGUAAUCUGUAUGAAAUGAUUAAUAAAACUAACGCAUUUAAUUUGAUAAUUGUUAAUAACAUAUCCGUGUAUUUUUCUCGAAGUUAAGAAUGGAUAUAAUAAGUUAUCCUUAAAAGAUAGACAUUUAACAUGGACUUUUUUUUGGACCUAUGAAUGAGAAACAACCCCACCAUAUAUUGUG